Molecule: messenger RNA, 2870 nt
Organism: Fukomys damarensis (Damara mole-rat)
Lineage: Eukaryota; Metazoa; Chordata; Mammalia; Rodentia; Bathyergidae
Gene: Nrg1
Product: neuregulin 1
Exons: 9
Coding region: 633-2780 (715 amino acids)
Biological process (GO): intracellular signal transduction; nervous system development; animal organ development
Molecular function (GO): protein tyrosine kinase activator activity; chemorepellent activity
Source: RefSeq, a predicted model, not a curated record
GGGGUGGGGUGGAGGCAGGGCGGGGAAGGGAGUCACCGCCCCGCCCGCCGCUGCUCGCGCCGCCGCCGGAUGGUCCUCGCAGUGAUGCUCCGAGGGCAGGCACCUGCUGCUCUGUAAUGAUUCAGCCCCUUUCGGCCGCUGCUUAACACCACAGGAUGCUGUUGCUACUGUCACUGCUGCCUCUCCUGCCGCCGCCACUGCUGCUCCCGCCGCCGCCGGUCCUGCUUUUGCUUUUACUUCUGCUGCAUGACAGUUGUUUUCUUCAUCUAAGCAGACACCAGCUUCAGAUGCUCGAGGUGAGAACCGUGCCUUUCAGUUUGGGCUACUGGUUUACUUAAUUAACCAGCAGCUGGCUCCGUUUUGAUUUUGGAUCCUGUCCUCUUCACCAGCCGGGAUGGUUUGGAGAAGCCUUUAAAAGAACUGGAAAAGUGGCCCCAAAACGACACUUAAAGAAUUAUUAUAACAUACUCUGAUUUUGUAGUUGCUGGGAGCUUUUUGUUUUUCUUUUUUCUUGUUUUACUUCUUCCUCCUGAACUCCUCUUGCUUUUGAUAAUGGCCUUGGACUUGGACUCGGACGACUUAUCGAUUUCCUUCUGGAAGAUGCUGUAUCAUUUUCCUGGGGGGGGGCCUGCAUGGUAAUGGACUGUGAGAGGAGAGGCUGGGCCUUCUGGAGGGAGCCGAUGGAGAUUUAUUCCCCAGACAUGUCUGAGGGAGCUGCUGAGAGGUCCUCCAGCCCCUCCACUCAACUGAGUGAAGACCCAUCUCUCGAUGGACUUCCGGCAGCUGAAGACAUGCCAGAGACCCAGACAGAAGACGGGAGCCCCCCUGGACUCGUGGGCCUGGCCGUGCCCUGCUGUGUGUACCUGGAGACAGAGCGCCUGAGAGGCUGCCUCAACUCAGAGAAAAUCUGCAUCGUCCCCAUUCUGGCUUGCCUGGUCAGCCUCUGCCUCUGCAUUGCCGGCCUCAAGUGGGUGUUUGUGGACAAGAUAUUUGAGUACGACUCCCCUACUCACCUUGACCCUGGGGGGUUAGGCCAGGACCCUAUUAUUUCUUUGGAUCCAACUGCUGCCUCAGCUGUGUGGGUUUCAUCUGAGGCAGAUCCUUCACCUGUCUCUAGGGCUCAAUCUGAAACUGAGGUUCAAGUUACCGCGCAAGUUGACAACGCUGCUGCGUCCUCUGAAGCUGCAGCUGCACCCACCCCGAAGAAUCGUAUUUUUGCCUUUUCUUUCCUGCCAUCCACUGCGCCAUUCCUCCCCUCACCCACCCGGCUCCCUGAGGGGAGAACACCCAAGUCGGCGACUCAGCCACAGACAACAGAAACUAAUCUCCAAACUGCUCCUAAACUUUCUACGUCUACAUCCACCACUGGGACCAGCCAUCUUGUGAAGUGUGCAGAGAAGGAGAAAACGUUCUGUGUGAAUGGUGGCGAGUGUUUCAUGGUGAAGGACCUUUCAAAUCCCUCAAGAUACUUAUGCAAGUGCCCAAAUGAGUUUACUGGUGAUCGUUGCCAAAACUACGUAAUGGCCAGCUUCUACAAGCAUCUUGGGAUUGAAUUUAUGGAAGCGGAGGAGCUCUACCAGAAGAGAGUGCUGACCAUAAGUGGCAUCUGCAUCGCACUGCUGGUGGUCGGCAUCAUGUGUGUGGUGGCCUACUGCAAAACCAAGAAGCAGCGGAAAAAGCUUCAUGACAGGCUUCGGCAGAGUCUUCGGUCUGAACGGAACAACAUGGUGAACAUAGCAAACGGGCCUCAUCAUCCUAACCCACCCCCCGAGAAUGUCCAGCUGGUGAAUCAAUAUGUAUCUAAAAAUGUCAUCUCUAGUGAGCAUAUUGUUGAGAGAGAAGCAGAGACGUCUUUCUCCACCAGUCAUUACACCUCAACCACCCAUCACUGCACUACGGUCACCCAGACUCCUAGUCACAGCUGGAGCAAUGGACGCACGGAAAGCAUUAUUUCAGAAAGCCACUCUGUAAUUGUGAUGUCAUCAGUAGAGAACAGUAGGCACAGCAGCCCCAGUGGGGGCCCAAGAGGACGUCUUAAUGGCCUGGGAGGCCCUCGGGAAUGUAACAGCUUCCUCAGGCAUGCCAGAGAAACCCCUGACUCCUACCGAGACUCUCCUCAUAGUGAAAGGUACGUAUCAGCCAUGACCACCCCGGCUCGUAUGUCACCUAUAGAUUUCCACACGCCAAGCUCCCCCAAAUCGCCCCCUUCGGAAAUGUCUGCACCGGCAUCCAGCAUGACGGUGUCCAUGCCCUCCAUGGCAGUCAGCCCCUUUGUGGAAGAAGAGCGACCUCUACUUCUUGUGACACCACCAAAGCUGCGAGAGAAGUAUGAUCAUCACCCCCAGCAGUUCAGUAACUUCCAUCACAACCCUGCACAUGAGAGUAACAGCCUCCCCCCUAGUCCCUUGAGGAUAGUGGAGGAUGAGGAGUAUGAGACCACCCAGGAGUAUGAACCAGCUCAAGAGCCUGUUAAGAAACUCGCCAAUGGCCGGCGGGCCAAAAGAACCAAGCCCAAUGGCCACGUUGCCAACAGGUUGGAAACGGACGGCGAUACAAGCUCUGAGAACAGUAACUCAGAGAGUGAAACAGAAGAUGAACGAGUAGGAGAAGAUACACCUUUCCUGGGUGUACAGAACCCCCUGGCAGCCAGUCUUGAGGCAGCACCUGCCUUCCGCCUGUCUGACAGCAGGACUAACCCAGCAGGCCGCUUCUCGACACAGGAAGAAUUACAGGCCAGGCUGUCUAGUGUAAUUGCUAACCAAGACCCUAUUGCUGUAUAAAACUUAAACACAUAGAUUCACCUGUAAAACUUUAUUUUAUAUAAUAAAGUAUUCCACCUUAAAUUAAACAAUUUAUUUUAUUUUAGCAGU